Cladocopium goreaui is the source of this 426-nucleotide messenger RNA. The record is from the annotation of a GenBank genome assembly. NCBI's taxonomy places the organism in Eukaryota, Dinophyceae, Suessiales, Symbiodiniaceae.
AUGCUGACCUUCCUCUAUAGCAGAUGCGUCCGACGGCGCUCAGCUGCCACGACGUUGGAACGACAGCAAUUGUACGAGGAACGUUUGCAGUUGCUUUGCAAUGUUAUAAGUGCCUGCCAAAGCAGAGAUCAGUCAGUUCGACUUUCUGCAGCUGUCAUGGCACGCAACAUGCCAGACCUUUCGAGCAAUGAAGAUUCUCCGAAUCACGAGAUUGGUUGGGCAGAAGUUUGCAAUGCCAUGGAUGAGGUUGAGCAUGCAGUUGGAGUAGGGCGACAAAUUGCCAAUUUGCUUGUGGAUGAGAAUGACCCAACUACAACCUCUGGCAGUGCUCAUGUGGACAGCAUUGCACAUGCCUUACUUCAAAGUUUGGACAAUUCUGGAGGGAAUGAAAAUGCAGAAGAGGACGAGGAGAUUCAGACGAGAUGA